GAACAAUAUCCCUGAAUCGACUUGAACUUCCUGCCAAAACAGAGGCUUUAUUUCAUGGAUUAAGUUGUUUAUAAGUUUGGAAAAGAAAGGAAGUCUUUGCUUCUGGUGGAGUAAACACCAGGUGUGUGACUUUGUGAUUUAGAAGAGGUCCUUGGCUGUAUCUGAAGUCUUCCAAGAUGGCAGCUAUGAAAGGCUGGAUGCUGGGGCUCCUGCUGGCACUGCUCUGCCCACUCCAGCCCCCAGCCUCUGGGCUAGUGAGCGCCCAGGAUGUGGCUGAGGCAGAGGGAGACGACCGCAGCGCGGAUGCAGACGAGGAAGGUCAUCUGGAGGAGGUUGUGGCUGAUGAUGGUGGGGAAGCUGCUGCAGGUGAUGAUGAAGCUGGAGAUGAUGAAGAGGAACAGAUAGAAGAUGAGGAGGAAGAGGCCGCAGAGGCAGACGAGGAGGAGGAGGAGGCGGCGGCACACGAGGAAGCUGAUGAUGAGGAGGACGAGGGCGAAGAGGCAGCUGCCUCAGAGGAUGAGAGUGAAGAGGAGGCUGAUGCGGAUGAAGAGGAUGAGGAAGAGGAUGCCGCUGGGGAGGAAGAGGGGGCUGAUGAUGAGGAAGAGACAGCUGAUGAGGAAGAGGAGGCUGAUGAUGAGGAUGAGGCAGAUGCUGAUGAGGAGGAGGAAGAGGAGACAGCAGAAGAUGAGGAAGCUGAUGAGGAGGAAGAGGAAGAGGAGACAGCAGAGGAAGAUGAAGCUGCUGAUGAGGAGGAGGAAGAGGAGGCUGAUGAUGAGGAUGAGGAGGGCACAGAGGAGGAUGAGGAGGAUGCCGAUGAGGAAGAGGAAGCUUCUGAGGAGGAUGAGGAUGAUGCCGAUGAGGAAGAGGAGGCUUCUGAUGAGGAUGAGGAAGCAGCUGAGGCAGUGGAGGUAGCUGAGGAAGAGGAGGAGGCUGAGGCAGCAGCAGCAGAAGAAGAAGAGGCUGAUACCACUGAGGAGGAGGAUGAGGAGGCCACUGAGGAAGAUGAGGAAGCUGAAGGUAGUGCUGAAGCUCUGCACUUCCACUCCGGCUCUCUGUGCAGUGUGUGCUCUGUCUGUGAGCACUGCACCUCUGACUGUGACAAGUGUCCCUGUGAGGAGGGAGAUGAGUCGGACCACUGUCAGCACUGCCAUGGAUGCUCGUACUGCUACCUCUGUCCGCUGCUGUGUGACACCAUUUGCACACCAGGCGGCCUUGUCGACGAGCUGACCGGAUCCCUGUUUCAGUAA
Messenger RNA from Myripristis murdjan (pinecone soldierfish), 1247 nucleotides. Its product is annotated as sarcoplasmic reticulum histidine-rich calcium-binding protein. The transcript is spliced from 5 exons. Gene Ontology annotation, molecular function: calcium ion binding. Lineage: Eukaryota; Metazoa; Chordata; Actinopteri; Holocentriformes; Holocentridae. The record is from RefSeq and is a predicted model, not a curated record. Bases 177 to 1247 code for a protein of 356 amino acids.